UCACACAUAGCAUCGAUACAAAAGAUGCAACCCCAAUAAAACAAAGAUUUUAUAGGACUUCACACAAUAACCAGGAGUUCAUCAAGGAGGAAAUUCAAAAACUUUUAAAGUCAGGACUUAUAAAACCAUCCAAAAGUCAAUGGACCUCACCUGUGGUUGUAGUCGAAAAAAAGAACGGUAAAAAACGUUUAUGCGUAGAUUAUCGAAAGCUAAACAGUGUCACAAAAAAGGAUAAUUAUCCUUUGCCUCGAAUUGACGAUAUGUUAGAGACACUUGAAGGAUCCCAAUGGUUUACUUCAUUAGAUCUUGCCAGUGGCUUUUGGCAAGUUGAAUUGGAACCCAAAGAUAGAGAAAAGACCACUUUUAUAACCCGUUUUGGGACAUACGAGUUCAAUGUCAUGCCUUUUGGACUUUGCAACGCUCCUGCUACGUUUCAAAGGCUAAUGGAUACCGUUCUACGUGAUAUUUUAUGGCAAUACGUAGUUGUUUAUGUUGAUGAUAUCAACAUUGGUUCAAGAUCUUUUGAGGAACACUUAUCACAUCUGGAACAA
Messenger RNA from Funneliformis geosporum, 551 nucleotides. The record is from the annotation of a GenBank genome assembly. Lineage: Eukaryota; Fungi; Glomeromycota; Glomeromycetes; Glomerales; Glomeraceae.